CACAGAACUUUUUAUCCCUUUUGUCCUCGGUUUGUAGGAACUCGUCUGACGUUAUCGACGCUCGGCUAACCAAACAACAACAAAAAAUCGCUGACGUCCUAUCGACCCAAGCCAGACAACAGCCCCGGUGCUACAAGUUCCGAGUUUUUGAAAGUGACAGUGAACGCAACAGGAGCCGGGCGGUCCUAGGAGUUUCGUCCCAAAGCGAGCCCGAAGUCAGUGGAGUUUUCCCCGCAGGAAGCAGCGCGCCGGCCCGGUUCUCCCGUCACGUCUCUUAGCCAGCAUGCCGACCACGGAGAAGGACCUGGCGGACGACGCGCCGUGGAAGAAGAUCCAGCAGAACACUUUCACCCGCUGGAUCAACGAGCACCUGAAGUGCGUCAACAAGCGGAUCGUGGACCUGCAGCUCGACUUGGGCGACGGCCUGAGACUCAUCGCGCUGCUGGAGGUCCUGAGCCGCAAGAAGAUGCACCACCGCUUCCACCACCGGCCCAACUUCCGACAGAUGAAGCUGGAGAACGUCUCCGUGGCGCUGGAGUUCCUGGACAACGAGAGCAUCAAGCUGGUCUCCAUCGACUCCAAAGCAAUCGUGGACGGCAACCUGAAACUGAUCCUUGGUCUGGUCUGGACUCUGAUCCUGCACUACUCCAUCUCCAUGCCCAUGUACGAGGGCGAGGAUGACGAGUCCGAGUCCAAGACCCCCAAGCAGCGUCUGUUGGGCUGGAUCCAGCACAAAGUCCCGGACAUGCCCAUCACCAACUUCAGCCAGGACUGGAGGACGGGAAAGGCACUUGGGGCGCUGGUGGACGGCUGUGCGCCAGGUCUGUGUCCAGACUGGGAGACCUGGGAUCCAGUGAAACCAGUGGAGAACGCCACAGAAGCCAUGCAGCUAGCAGAUGAAUGGUUGGGAAUCCCGCAGGUGAUUGCCCCGGAGGAGAUUAUCGACCCUCAGGUUGAUGAGAUGUCGGUGAUGACCUACUUGUCUCAGUUCCCCAAAGCCAAACUAAAACCAGGAGCACCUCUAAAACCCAGGCUCAACCCCAAGAAGGCCCGUGCUUAUGGACCAGGUAUCGAACCUACGGGCAACAGGGUGCUCCGCCCCGCGGUGUUCACAGUGGACACUUUCAGCGCCGGCCAGGGUCAGGUCACCGUCUAUCUGGACCAACCGGACGGCGCCAGAGAGGAGCUGAAGGUGGAGUCCAAUGAGGCCAAGAAGACCUACAAAGUCUCCUACGUUCCUCAAGUCCUGGGACCCCACAUGGUGACCGUGCUGUUUGCAGGCCAGCCCAUUCCCAAGAGUCCCUUCCAGGUCAGCGUGGACAAGGCCCUGGGUGAUGCCUCCAAGGUGGCGGUGAAAGGGCCGGGGAUCGAACCAGUGGGCAACGUCGCAAACAAACCCGCAUACUUUGACAUCUACACUGCCGGGGCGGGCAAAGGAGACGUGACGGUCACCAUCAAAGACCCUCAAGGCCGCGACAACAGCGUGGAGGUGAUGUUAGAGGACAAGGGCGACAGCUUGUACCGCAGCACCUACCGACCCACGCAGGCCGGCCCGCACACCGUCAGCGUCACCUUCGGCGGCGCCGCCGUCCCCAGGAGUCCCUUCACGGUGGACGUGGGCCCAGCCUGCCUGCCGGGGGCCUGCAGGGCGAUGGGGCGUGGCCUGCAGGCGUCGGGUUUGAGGGUGAAACAAGUGGGCGACUUCCGGGUGGACGCCAGGAACGCCGGCAGUGGAGAGCUGAAGGUUGCGGUCAAAGAUCCCAAGGGCGGCGAGGAGCGUGUGAAGCAGAUAUCCAGUCAAGACAGCGUGUACUCGUACGAGUAUUACCCCCUCAGUACCGGAAAAUACACCGUGGCCAUCGCCUGGGGGGGGCAGCAUAUCCCCAAGAGUCCCUUCGAGGUGGUCGUGGGUCCGGAGGCGGGUUCUCAGCAGAUCAGGGCCUGGGGUCCGGGUCUAGAAGGAGGGGUCGUGAGCAAACCCGCCAUCUUCGUGGUGGAGUCCGUCGGCAGCGACGUGGGCGUGCUCGGUUUCGCCAUCGAGGGUCCGUCGCAGGCCAAGAUCGAGUGCGAGGACCAGAACGAUGGCUCGUGUGACGUCCAGUACUGGCCCACGGAGCCCGGAGAGUACGCCGUCCAUGUCACCUGCGACGACGAGGACAUCGAACACAGUCCCUUCAUGGCCUACAUCCUGCCUGACCGCCACAACAAUGACCCCAGCAAGGUCCAUGCCUUCGGACCCGGACUUGAGAAGAGCGGCUGUUUGGUCAAUGAAGCCACGGAGUUCACUAUCAGCGCUAAGGAUGCUGGGAACGGACCUCUGAAGAUUAUGUCACAGGACGCGGAGGGCCUCCCUGUGGAGGUGAAGGUGCGCAGCAAGGGCGAGGGUCUCUACUCCUGCUCUUACACGCCCACCUCGGCACUCAAGCACACGCUGGCCGUGGCCUGGGGAGGAAUCAGCAUCCCCAACAGCCCCUUCAGGGUCAACGUCGGCAAAGGCAGCCACCCCAGCCUGGUCAAGGUGUCGGGCCCCGGCGUGGAGACCACGGGCCUCAAAGCCAAUGAGCCCACACACUUCACAGUGGACUGCUCAGGAGCUGGAGAUGGUGACGUCAGCGUGGGCAUCAAGUGUGACGCCAACAUGGUGGGCGACAGAGAGGCGGAUGUGGAUUUUGACAUCAUUCCCAACGCCAACGACACCUUCACUGUCAAGUACAUCCCACCUGCUGCCGGGAAACUCACCAUUAAAGUCCUCUUCACCGACAAGGAAGUUCCUCAGAGUCCAUUUCUGGUCAAAGUGGAUCCCUCCCACGACUCAUCCAAGGUCAAGGCCGAGGGUCCCGGACUGACUCCCACCGGCGUGGAGAGUGGAAUCCCCACUCACUUCACGGUGCUCACGAAAGGAGCCGGGAAAGCGCCGCUGGACGUUUCCUUCUCGUCGCCCGUCAACGACUUCGACAUCAUCGACAACUACGACUACUCUCAGACCGUCAAAUACACACCCCUCACCCCGGGCGCCAUGAGCAUCGCCGUGACGUUCGGAGGCGAUCCCAUCGCCAGGAGCCCCUUCCAUGUGGGCGUGGCGGCGCCCCUCAACCUCAACAAGGUCAUCGUGGACAACUUGGACGGACGAGUGGAGGUGGGCCAGGAGCAGAGCUUCAAGGUGGACACAAAGGACGCCGGGGGUCAAGGUCGCUUGCAAGUGGAAGUGCUGAGUCCCAGCCAGCGAGCAGUGCCCUGCAAAGUGGACGUCCAACCUGGAGAAGCCGGCGUCCGCCUGGUCUGUUACACCCCCACGGAGGAGGGGCUCCACGCAGUGAAUGUGUCCUAUGAUGGACAUCCUAUCCCUGGCAGUCCUUUCCCUGUGGAAGGACAGCUGCCUCCAGACCCGAGCAAGGUAAAGGCAUUCGGUCCAGGCCUGAAAGGAGGUCUGGUUGGGAACCCGGCACAGUUCACCAUCGACACCAAAGGCGCGGGGACAGGAGGACUGGGUCUGACGGUGGAGGGUCCGACGGAGGCCAAGAUCGAGUGUUCGGACAACGGAGACGGGACCUGCUCUGUCUCCUACCUGCCUACAGAACCCGGAGAAUACCUGGUCAACAUCCUGUUCGAGGAGACCCACAUCCCAGGCUCGCCGUUCAGGGCGGACAUCCAGCUGCCCUUCGACCCCAGCAAGGUGGUGUCCUCUGGGGCGGGCCUGACCAGGGCCAAGGUGGGGGAGCCCAGCGUGGUCAAUGUGGACUGCUCUCGGGCCGGACCGGGUCUGCUCAGCCUGGAGGCGGUCCCGGACCCGUCCUCUGGUUCUGCACCCUCAGGUGUGAAAGCCAAGACGGAGGUGGUGGACAAGAAAGACGGGAGCUACACCGUCAGCUACGUGCCUCUGACCUCUGGCAUGUACACGCUGCUGCUGCUCUACGGAGGCAAAGCUGCUCCCGGGUUCCCCGCCAAGGUGAUGGUGGACCCCGCCCUCGAUGUCUCCAAGGUCAAAGUGUUUGGACGCGGCGUGGACGGAAAAGGUGUCUUCAUGGACGCCACCACGGCUUUUACAGUGGACGCUCGUCCUCUGAGCCGGCGAGGAGGAGACCACGUGAAGGUGGAGGUCAGGAGUCCUUCCGGAGCGCUGGCAGACUGUGUGGUCCGGGACAACGCUGACGGGACGUACAGCGUGGAGUACACGCCUUUUGAGAGCGGGGACCACAGUGUCCAGGUUCUCUAUGACAACACCCCGGUCCUAAAGAGCCCUGUGAAGGUUUCUGUGUCCGAGGGCUGUGACCCCACCAGGGUGACGGCCACGGGGCCCGGCCUCCAGAAAGGCCUCACUGACAAGACCAACAGCUUCAACAUCAUCACCAGGGGAGCAGGCACGGGCGACCUUGGCAUCACCGUGGAGGGUCCUUCCGAGUCCAAGAUGGCGUGCAAAGACAACAAAGAUGGCAGCUGCAGCGUGGAGUAUGUUCCCUUCACGGCCGGCCUCUAUGACGUCAACAUCAUGUACGGAGGACAACACAUCCCUGGAAGUCCCUUCAAGGUGCCUGUGCAGGACACUGUGGACCCCUACAAGGUCAAGGUGUCCGGUCCAGGUGUGGGUCAAGGGGUCAGGGCCCACAUUCCUCAGUCCUUCACUGUGGACUGCAGGAAGGCGGGCAAGGCCCCGCUUGCCGUGACCGUGGCGGCCCCCAGAGGUGCCUUGGAGCCCGUGGAGGUGGUGGACAACCGGGACGGAACCCACACCGUGUCCUACACGCCCUCUGGGGAGGGAAUGUACAGUGUGGACGUCCUGUAUGGGGAGGAGGACGUCCCCUCCAGCCCCUUCAGGUUUCGGGUCCUGCCCACUCACGACGCCAGCAAAGUGCGAGCCAGCGGCCCCGGCCUGACCGGCAAAGUCCUGGCCAGCUUCCCGGUGGACUUCAACAUUGACGCCAGGCAAGCGGGCCAAGGACAACUCAGCGUGCUCAUCACCGACCAGGAUGGUAAACCCAAGCUGCCCAGUAUCCAUGACAACCAAGACGACACGUACCAGGUGUCCUACAUCCCCGACCGGACGGGCCGCUACACCAUCGUCGUCAAGUACGGCGGCGAUGACAUCCUGACCUCGCCCUACAAAGUCCAGGCCACGGCCACGGGGGACGCCAGCAAGUGCAUCGCCACCGGCCCCGGUGUUGGUCCCAGGGUGGCCAUCGGCGAGGAGCUGGCCCUGCUGGUCAACGCCAAAGGAGCCGGGAACGGCAAAGUCAACUGUGUGGUCGUGCGGCCCGACGGCAGCGAGGUGGACGCCGAGGUCCUGGAGAACGAGGACGGCACCUUUGACAUUUUUUGCACGGCCAUGGAACCCGGGAACUACGUCAUCUUCGUGCGCUUUGGAGGAGAGAACAUACCUGGAAGUCCCUUCAAGGUCACGGCCACCAACGAGGUCCCCAUCAUCCAGGAACACACUUCGCUGCAGCAACAAGCUGCUCCCUUGGGGGCUGGCUUUCGACCCUGGCAGGCGACCUCAGACCACUAUGAGGUGGUCAGUGACAGCGUAAACGGAGGCAGCUUCAGAUCUUUUGACCUGGUCAUACCUUUCUCCGUCCAGAGGGGACAAAUCACCGGGGAGGUGCUGACACCUUCAGGGAAGUCCACCCAGCCUCACAUCACAGACAACAUGGACGGCACAGUGACAGUGCAGUACUCGCCCACCGAGGCCGGCCUGCACCAGAUGCACAUCAAAUACAACGGCACGCACAUUCCAGAGUCUCCUCUUCAGUUCUUUGUCAACCACGGCAGCAGUCCGAGCGUCACAGCCUACGGUCCUGGUCUCUGCUACGGCGUCGCCAACAAGACGGCCGCCUUCACCGUCAACACGGAGGACGCCUCAGAAGGAGGUCUGGACCUGGCCAUCGAGGGUCCGUCCAAGGCAGAAAUCAGCUGUGUGGACAACAAGGACGGCACCUGCAGCGUCAGCUACCUGCCCACGCUGCCGGGAGACUACAACAUCCUGGUCAAAUACAACAAUAAGCACAUCGCCGGCAGCCCCUUCACCGCCAAGAUCACUGAGGACAAACAACGCCGCUCUCAGGUCAAACUGGGCUCGGCGGCCGAUUUCUUCCUGGACAUCAACGAGACGGACCUCAGUCUGCUGAACGCCACCAUCAUGGCGCCGUCGGGCCGCGAGGAGCCCUGCCUGCUGAAGAGGAUGUCCAACAACCACAUCGGUGUCUCCUUCAUCCCCAGGGAGGUGGGCGAGCACCGCGUCAGCAUCAUGAAGAACGGCCGCCACGUCCCCAACAGUCCCAUUUCCAUCCUCAUCGUGCAGUCGGAGAUCGGCGACGCCAGCCGGGUCAAAGCUCACGGCGACGGCCUUGUAGGGGGCGCCACUUUCAACGAUGCCAGCUUUGUCGUGGACACGCGAGAGGCCGGCUACGGCGGGCUGGGUCUGGCCAUCGAGGGUCCCAGUAAAGUGGACAUCCAGACCGAGGACAACGAGGACGGGACGUGCCGGGUCACUUACUGCCCCACCGAGCCCGGGAACUACAUCGUCUCUAUCCGCUUCUCCGAGCAGCACAUGCCAGGAAGUCCAUUCACGGUGCCGGUGACAGGGGAGGGCCGCAUCCGGGAGAGCAUCACCCGCAGACAGAGGGCGGCGCCCGUCGCCAGCGUGGGCAGCGUCUGUGACCUCAGCCUCAAGAUACCAGCCCUGGACAUGCGUGAGGUGACGGCCGAGGUCACGUGUCCUUCUGGGUCCAGUCAGCCCGCUCAGCUGCUGACCGCGGGCAAGGACACCCACUGCGUGCAGUUCGUGCCCGCCGAGACAGGCGUGCACAAGGUGAGCGUGAGGUACCGGGGCAGGCACGUGCCCGGCAGCCCCUUCCAGUUCACCGUGGGACCGCUGGGCGAGGGCGGUGCUGCCAAGGUCACAGCAGGAGGUCCGGGACUAGAGGCGGCGCUGGCGGGAGAGCCAGCUGAGUUCAGUAUCUGGACCAGAGAGGCCGGCGCCGGGGGUCUGUCGGUGGCCGUGGAGGGACCCAGCCGGGCCGAGAUCUCCUUCGACGACCGCAAAGACGGAUCCUGUGGCAUCUCUUACGUGGCCCAGGAGCCCGGGAGCUACGAGAUCGCCGUGAAGUUCAACGACCAGCACAUCCCGGACAGCCCCUACCUGGUCCCUGUGGUCGCCCCCACCUACGACACCACCCGCCUCAAUGUCACCGGCCUUAAGGUGAGCCAAGGGGACUCACCUUCACUUCACACACCACGAUGUUAAA
Messenger RNA from Nerophis ophidion (straightnose pipefish), 7238 nucleotides. RefSeq names its product filamin-B-like. The record is from RefSeq and is a predicted model, not a curated record. Gene Ontology annotation, molecular function: actin filament binding. The coding region runs from base 284 to 7237 and encodes 2317 amino acids. The transcript is spliced from 44 exons. Lineage: Eukaryota; Metazoa; Chordata; Actinopteri; Syngnathiformes; Syngnathidae. Gene Ontology annotation, biological process: actin cytoskeleton organization.